Molecule: messenger RNA, 1236 nt
Organism: Lolium perenne
Lineage: Eukaryota; Viridiplantae; Streptophyta; Magnoliopsida; Poales; Poaceae
Biological process (GO): ubiquitin-dependent protein catabolic process
Cellular component (GO): endoplasmic reticulum
Molecular function (GO): ubiquitin protein ligase activity; metal ion binding
Source: RefSeq, a predicted model, not a curated record
CUGGCGACUAGUAGACUUUUUACUCUGCUUCUUCUUCCCGGAAGCUUCUCGUCGUCGUCGGGAGGCGCCUCGCCGUCCCCUCGCUCCAGCCGCCGCCGCUCUGAGCAGCGUGCGCCCGAUAUGGCGGCCAACGUUGGGGAGUCCACGAGCAGCAGCAGCGUGGUGGGUGACGGCGGGGGCAGCUUUGAGUGCAACAUAUGCUUUGAGCUGCCGCAGGAGCCCAUCGUGACGCUCUGCGGGCACCUCUUCUGCUGGCCAUGCCUAUACAAGUGGCUGCACAUCCACUCGCACUCCCCCGAGUGCCCCGUCUGCAAGGCCGUCGUUGAGGAGGAAAAGCUUGUCCCGCUCUACGGCCGCGGCAAAGACCGCGUUGACCCAAGGUCCAAGAACGUGCCCGGGGCAGCCGAUAUCCCCCACCGGCCGACUGGACAGAGGCCUGCCACGGCCCCACAGGCUGAUCCUAACAACCACUUCCCCAACGCGAACCCGAACCCGUGGUUCAUGGGCGGAGGCGGCGGCGUCCCGCUUGCCAACGCGAGGUGGGGAAAUUACACAUUCUCUGCCGCGUUCGGUGGUCUGUUCCCACUGCUCAGCUUCCAGGUGCAUGGGUUCCCGGACGCGACCGCGUAUGGGCAGCCAGCAGGGUUCCCCUAUGGAUACGGCCAUGGUCAUGGCCACGGGCAUGCUUUCCAUGGAGGGCAUGCAGGACACGCCCACGCUGGUCCCAGGCAUGGGCCGCACGGGCAACAACAGCAGCAGGCAGACGUGUAUCUCAAGGCGCUGCUCAUCCUGGUCGGCUUCCUUGUUAUCGCCAGCCUCAUCACCUUCUAGGUCUGUCGAUUUUCAUUCUUGUCACGGCCAUAAUAAGAGAAACGAUUGUCGCGAUACUCGCUGAUGUUGUGUGCAUUAUAUUUAUAUAUGCCCCCCAUAGGAGCCCUGAUCUGAAUCGAGUGGUGCGUUUGAGCGAAUUGUUGAUAGGACUCCUGUAUAUAUUAUUUAGAUGGGGCCCUAUGGGUGUCUGUUUACUGUAGUUUUGUGCCGAUUCAUGAAAGAUUUGGAGCUCUGUUUUAUGUAUCAAAACAAUUGUGUCAUGUAUAAUUUUUAUUUGACUGCCCAUGUGAGUGGGAUGUGCAAGUCAUGUAUCUUUUUUCCUGUGCUCUAUGUAAGAUGCUUGCAAGUAGUCAUGUCUGUGCCAAAACAAUUGUAUCAUGUAUAAUUUUGAUUUUGACUGUCAAA